CACUUACGAAUAAUGUAACAUUUACGAGUCAGCGCACGCGAUGGGGUGCAAACCCUUGUGGAUCAUUCCAUUCGUCGAGUUUGGGAGCUACUCGGGCGUCAAGAAACCCCAGGUAUCAGCGUUGGUCUGAUCCACGCCGGAGGUUUUCCGCUGAAGGAGACGUAUUUGGUUGCCGAUUUUUUGAUCCAAUUCGCGGAUGCUUGAUUGGUGGGAAUCGACGCGGUAGCCUCUUAGCUUCGCUUUGGUUGGAUCCGGGAAGAUGAUAACGCGAUCGAAUCUGGCGGAGCAGCUCAGGGAGUACCAGGUGAGAUCCAAGCACGAGUGGGCCACCUUAUCGUUCUUCUCCUCCACCGCCACCAACACUUCCUCCUGGGUGGACGCAAUACUUGUGGUAUGGGAGCUGUCUAUGUUGGCUUCCCUAAUUUUCUCAGGGGUUGCUUUGUUUUUCCGGUACAUGAAGGCUGCUUUGGUCUUAAUCUCUCUCACUUUUCUUAUGUUUUUGUGCAUCAAAGUAACAAAGCAAGUAAGAAGAAACAGGAAGAUGAAGAGAAAAAUGCUUCUACCAUUAUCAAUGUAAAAUUGUAACUGUGGCAGUCCGAUGCCUAUCUGAUUCUUGAUCAAAUGAUUUUACAAAUAGUUCUGUAGCUUGCUUCCAUCAAUAGUUUAGCCAGCACCUUUGGCUGAAAAAAAAAGAAAUUAUAAUCGUAUGCAUAUACAGUUUGACUUCUGGUAUAUUUUAUUGCAAAAUUAUACUC
Molecule: messenger RNA, 755 nt
Organism: Zingiber officinale
Lineage: Eukaryota; Viridiplantae; Streptophyta; Magnoliopsida; Zingiberales; Zingiberaceae
Exons: 2
Coding region: 260-577 (105 amino acids)
Source: RefSeq, a predicted model, not a curated record